CCUCGUUCUGGAGACAGUCCAGGAAUAUAAAGCCUUUGUCCGGCUUUCUCAAAUUAUUGCCGAGCCACACCGCUACUUUUUACAUUCAUUGGAGAACUUCUCGCACAAUUUCUAACAAUGAGGGAGAUUGUUCACAUCCAAGCCGGUCAGUGCGGAAACCAAAUCGGUGCCAAGUUUUGGGAGGUGAUCAGCGAUGAACAUGGAAUCGACCCAACCGGAACCUAUCACGGAGACAGUGACCUCCAGCUGGACAGAAUUAGUGUCUACUACAAUGAGGCUACAGGUAAAUAUGUGCCAAGAGCCAUUCUAGUGGAUCUGGAGCCUGGUACCAUGGACUCUGUGCGUUCAGGGCCCUUUGGACAGAUCUUCAGACCUGACAACUUUGUAUUUGGACAGAGCGGUGCUGGUAAUAACUGGGCCAAGGGCCACUACACGGAAGGUGCUGAGCUUGUAGAUUCAGUUCUGGAUGUGGUCCGCAAGGAGUCCGAGAGCUGUGACUGCCUGCAGGGCUUCCAGCUCACUCACUCCCUCGGCGGUGGAACCGGCUCCGGCAUGGGUACCCUGCUGAUCAGCAAAAUCCGCGAAGAGUACCCAGACCGCAUCAUGAACACAUUCAGCGUGGUGCCUUCGCCAAAAGUCUCUGACACCGUAGUGGAGCCUUACAACGCCACGCUGUCGGUUCAUCAGCUGGUGGAGAACACAGACGAGACCUACUGCAUAGACAAUGAAGCCUUAUAUGAUAUCUGCUUCCGCACCCUCAAACUCACCACCCCCACAUAUGGCGACCUCAACCAUCUUGUGUCCGCCACCAUGAGUGGUGUCACCACCUGCCUGCGCUUCCCCGGCCAGCUCAACGCCGACCUUCGCAAGUUAGCCGUCAACAUGGUGCCAUUCCCCCGUCUGCACUUCUUCAUGCCCGGCUUCGCUCCUCUGACAAGCCGAGGCAGCCAGCAGUACCGCGCCCUCACCGUGCCUGAGCUCACGCAGCAAGUUUUCGACGCCAAGAACAUGAUGGCGGCCUGCGACCCAAGACAUGGGCGCUACCUGACCGUCGCCGCUGUCUUCCGAGGCCGCAUGUCUAUGAAGGAAGUGGACGAGCAGAUGCUGAACGUCCAGAACAAGAACAGCAGCUACUUCGUGGAAUGGAUCCCCAAUAACGUUAAAACCGCCGUCUGCGAUAUUCCACCUAGGGGUCUCAAAAUGGCCGUCACCUUUAUUGGUAACAGCACGGCCAUCCAAGAGCUGUUCAAGCGUAUCUCCGAGCAGUUCACGGCUAUGUUCAGGCGUAAGGCUUUCCUGCACUGGUACACGGGCGAGGGGAUGGACGAGAUGGAGUUCACCGAGGCCGAGAGCAACAUGAAUGACCUGGUGUCCGAGUACCAGCAGUACCAGGACGCCACCGCCGAGGAAGAGGGCGAAUUCGAGGAAGAAGCCGAGGAUGAUGCUUAAGAAGGAAACUAAAGGGUGUUUUGGGGAGGUGGUAGUGUGUUUAAGUUUUGAGUAAAUGUAGCAAAACUUUUAUGGAAGUGUCUCAAUCAGAUGAAGUAGAAAUUAGCACUAGACAAAAAGGGGCCAAAAAUGAACAGAGGAAGGCAGAAAGAAUGUUUUUUAAACAUGGAUUAGAGUGGGUAACAGUGUUUACGAUUACAGUUCACUCUUUUUAGUGUGUAUGAGUGUAUUAGUUUACCAUUCUGAUGGUGCGGUACAGAACAGGGAAGCGAAAAGUGGCAAACAUCCAGGUAGAAUCAGUGUUACAAAUUGGGAGGACUGUAACAUCUCAUUUAAGUUUUAUUUGAACGUUUGCUUCUUUUAUCUACAAGUAACUUCAGUGAAAUUUAUCGUGUUUUAUUUGUGUGAUUUCUUUUGUUACUAUUGCACUAGAACAGGGCAGCUCUGUGAAAUAAUGGCACUUCAAUGUGACCUCCAGGGGUCUGAUUGCAGUAUUGCAAGAAAUGUUUGGAAAAGAUAAGCAUGUCAUGGAAAUGGUUAUGGAAAAGGACUGAUGGAAUGACAGGGUUAUUGAAUCUUGGCCUCACUUGGACGCCAACCAACGUCUACAGGAGGACAUAAAUCAAUGGAUGGCAAGGGCAAUACAGGAAAGGGAAGUAUUUUAGAUUAGGCAAAUAGAAAGACAAGCAUGUUGAAUGGAUUGUUGGUGCAAUUUUUUAAUUCAUGGACUCUGUUAUGUCUUAUUUCUGAGCCCAUCGUUUUAAGUGUUAUAUUGUUGAUUAUAUAUUUCAACAGUUUUGAUGUUCCUUGAUUGUCCCUGUGUGGAAGGAAACUGAGCCUCUGGAGAAAACCAAAAUAAAAAUGAAAACAAUUUAGUUAAAAAUCAA
This is a messenger RNA of Danio rerio (zebrafish), 2336 nucleotides long. The record is from RefSeq and is a predicted model, not a curated record. NCBI's taxonomy places the organism in Eukaryota, Metazoa, Chordata, Actinopteri, Cypriniformes, Danionidae.